AUGCGGGUCUCGGCUCUGAUCUGCCUUCUCCUCGUCGCAUCGAGGCUCAGGGAGUCGCGAUGCGGGCCGAGAUACUCGUUCGAGGCGAGGUCGAAGGCGGCCGAGUUGUUCAAGACGAAGGGGGAGAGCUCGAGGGCGGUGCAAGAGGAGGGGGUCAUGGCCACCCCGAGCCCGUUGCGCCACGAGACGCCGAGGAGGGCGGGCAGGGACGAGUACUCGUCGACGACUACGAGGGGCGACGAGGACGAGUCGAGGAACGGAUUCGAGGCGUCCACCUUCAAUCCGGACGUGUUGAACAAGUUUUUGGAGGAGUACGCGAGCAAGAUCAAGGGCAGCACCGAGAAGUACCAGAGAUAUCCGUUCAGGAUCGUCAAGCCUUCCGAGCCGCUCCCCCUCGAGGUGGACGAGCAGACCACCGUUCGAUCGUCGAUCAUCGAUCACGAAGAUCAAAACACCAAGUACGAGGAGGAGCCGAUCAAUUCCACGUCCACCGAGGAUGGAUUGGGCGGGAUUCUGAACGACACGAUAAAGAGGAACAAGUAUUACGGGGCGAACUCGUACGACGAUAGGAACGGUUGGGUCACGUUGGAGGCGAUACCCUGGUCGAAGAGCAAGAUUUCGAAAUGGCAAGCGACCCCGAGCACGCAACGCCCGUGGCCGGAAGUGAAGCCGUGGGAUAAACCGGGCAAACCUUGGACCUCCGAUUACUCCGUCAGGCCCAUCUACGAGAACAAUAAACCAUGGUACGAGAAGCCGAAACCGAGUUGGCCGGAGAACAGCCAGAACGACAAACCCGCGUGGCAAAAGCCCAAUCGGCCUUACUACACUGAGAAACCGGAGGAGACGCAGGCUCAGAAGUGGCCACCCGAGAGGCCCUCUUGGAACAAAUACACGGACCGUCCAAGCAUCAACACCGAUAUAAUUACCGACAACAGGCCCGCCAAUUUCCCCAGCAAUUGGAACAGGCCGCAACCGACGAAACCGAGCUAUCAAUAUCUGGACAAGUAUCCGGAUAAAUAUCAGGGGGAAGAGGGAAACGAUUGGCACGAUUUUCCGACGAGGCUCGAGGAUCGUCCAACACCUAGGCCGAGCACCGAGAGGCCGACCGCCUUCUCCCAUUACCAAUACGUGAACAAUCAUCCGCAGAGUUAUCCCGGGAACGGGGACGGCCAGUGGGUGCUGCUCUCGACGAACAGAGGCUAUUCCAAGUCCAGGCAGAGGUCGAUAAAGAUAGACUCGAUGGGCCACGCGGGGAAUGUUACGAGGAGCGUGGGUAGAAGGGAGGAAGAAGCUGAUCCAGCGGUAGCCGUGAUGACGUCGAAGAGACAGGUUAGAUUGACGGUGUUACCAUCGAUCAACGGCACGAAUACGACCACUUCGCACGGGGGCCUUCUGGAAGUGGAGAAGACGUUCAAGAGCGUGGACCAGAGUCAAAAGGAGUACGAGAUGGAAAGGCAGCCGUUGUUAUCGACCAUCCUGAAAAAGAGACCUAUCAGAAACACAUUAGGAAAUAAGGCGUCCAGCUCUGCUGUUCUGGCUGCUGUCAGUGCCGGGAUAUUACCGGCAACAAUGGCAAUGAUGAUACCGAUGAUUCUUGGUCGUCGAAAGAGGGAUCUAACGACUUCUGGAUUGGGCCUCCUCGAUCACGAGACUAUGAUAAAGAAACUGAUCCCGAGAAACAAAGUACUUGAUAAUUCGUAGAAACGGAGAAAUGGAGAAUUAGAAAAGGAAAAAAAAUAGGCACAACUUUUGAAGUACAUAAAAAUGAAAUUAGCAAAUUAUUAAAGUUUAAGAAACUGGUGGUAUACAUGACAAAUUUGUAUAGUUUUAAGUCUAUCUAUUCUCUUAUUUACAUAUAUCGAUCGAUAUAUACGGAUUCGUUUCGUUUGGCAACGAGUUUAAUUGUUAAUUGUUUCGACGAAAAACAAAUGUGUUCCGCAGAUAGGAAAAAUAGAUUUUUAUUACAAGUUUCUUCAUAUAUUUAUACACAUGUUAGGAUAACACGUAGACAUUUAUCUUAUUUAUUAUUUAUUUAUUUAUUUAUAUAUAUGUGUGUAUUUAUACUUUACAUUUCGAUGCUCGGUUUGAAUAAAAGGAAUAAAUAUCGAUACGAAAGAUACCGAUCGAAGAAUAAAAGAGUCGCUCGAAAAAUAAAGGAAUAGAAUUUUUCGCUGCUAGUCUUUCAAAACCUUUAUCUUUCUCGAAACUUUCUGGUGGUUUCGAAAAAACUAUCAUAGAAUGCAUCUUUUUUAGCACUCCGUGCGAGAAAUCCUAUUUAUCGUUAAAGCUUCUUGUUCCUGCCAGGAAUAAUCCAAUCUUCGUUCCUUGAUCCAAUCCGACGAUUUAAGUUUAAACAAUUAGCUUGCAUAUGUUGUAAAAUUCUAAACG
Messenger RNA from Apis dorsata (giant honeybee), 2388 nucleotides. RefSeq lists its product as uncharacterized. The transcript has 5 exons. The record is from RefSeq and is a predicted model, not a curated record. The coding region runs from base 1 to 1701 and encodes 566 amino acids. Lineage: Eukaryota; Metazoa; Arthropoda; Insecta; Hymenoptera; Apidae.